AUGCUCCUGACAAUCUCAGACUCACAUCUCUUGAUAUUCAAAGCAGCUGCAACUGAGACAACAAAGGCUAUCAUUAUAAAAUUGGGAGAUGAUUUGUUCUCUAUUUUAGUUGAUGAAUGUAGAGAUGUAUCAAUUAAAGAGCAAAUGACAGUUGUCAUAAGAUAUGUCAAUGGAUCUGGAUGUGUCAUUGAAAAUUUUAUUGGUCUUGUGCAUGUCCAUAAUAUAAAUGCAGCAUCUCUUAAAAAACGUAUUGAGUCUUUGCUCUCUACUUAUAGCUUCAGUAUAUCUAGUUUGAGAGGUCAAGGCUAUGAUGGAGCUAGUAAUAUGCGAGAUGAAUUUAAUGGCCUUAAAAGUUUGAUUUUGAAGGACAAUUCUAGUGCUUAUUAUAUCCAUUAUUUUGCUCAUCAAUUUCAACUCACACUUGUUGCUGUUGCUAAAAAGCAUUCAA
This is a messenger RNA of Hevea brasiliensis (rubber tree), 448 nucleotides long. RefSeq lists its product as uncharacterized. The annotation marks the transcript as partial. The record is from RefSeq and is a predicted model, not a curated record. Lineage: Eukaryota; Viridiplantae; Streptophyta; Magnoliopsida; Malpighiales; Euphorbiaceae. The transcript has a single exon.